Messenger RNA from Cherax quadricarinatus, 535 nucleotides. NCBI's taxonomy places the organism in Eukaryota, Metazoa, Arthropoda, Malacostraca, Decapoda, Parastacidae. The record is from RefSeq and is a predicted model, not a curated record.
GUGUCCCCAGCAGUACACUAUAGUGGUUGGCUGCCUUCAGCAGUAGUGUCUUGGCUGGUAUUGUCGGGUGCGCGCUGCUCCUCGCCCUCCCUGUGCUAAUGUGCCUCGGGAGUCACAACUGACUCCAUUAUUCUGACGCCUGAGUCAAGGAGGAUAUAUAUAUAAACUUAGCGUGAUGCCCAAGCCGGACUUCCACACCCUGGAGCUGAAUAAGACUGAGUGGGAGGUGCCCAGGAGGUACUCUAUGCUCUCACCAGUGGGCUCCGGAGCCUAUGGACAAGUUUGUUCAGCAAUGGAUUCUAAAACACAUACUAAAGUAGCGAUAAAGAAACUGGCUCGGCCUUUCCAAACGCACAUCCAUGCUAAGAGAACGUAUCGUGAGCUUCGCAUGUUAAAGCACAUGGACCACGAAAAUAUAAUUGGCCUUCUAGACGUCUUCACACCGUCCACCUCCUACGAGGACUUCCAAGACGUGUGAGUAUUAGUGGAGAACGCUGGGUGGAGGACGCUGGGGGGGGCUCUUCAGGUUAAUGUG